This is a messenger RNA of Paramecium sonneborni, 1809 nucleotides long. The record is from the annotation of a GenBank genome assembly. NCBI's taxonomy places the organism in Eukaryota, Ciliophora, Oligohymenophorea, Peniculida, Parameciidae.
UAAAUGGAGGAAGAGGAUUGUACUAUCUUUAUUGAAGAACUAAAAAGUGAUGAUCCCAAUCUGAAAAUAAAUGCAGUGACAAAAAUAGUAUCAAUAGCUCAAAUUCUGGGUCCUACUAGAACAUGCUCUGAACUUAUACCAUAUUUAAUAGACAUUAUUGAAGAAUAGGAUAAUGAAGAUGAAUUUCUUAUAAAAUUAGCUUAAGAACUUGUAAAUUUGAAGCCUCAUACAGGGUCUAAUACUCAUUUGUUAAAUGCUCCUUUAGAAAUUCUCAGUUCUAUGGAAGAGCCAUUAGUGAGAGAAAAAGCAGUAGAAUCUCUGUUAUUGUUAGCAGAUGAUAUGCCAGAUAGUAAGAAUUCAAUAAAAUACUUUAGGCUUUUUCGAAAAUCAUUUUUUUUAAAUAGUGCAACAAUUAGGUUAAUGGGAUAAUUUUCCUUCCCGCAUUUCAGCAGCUAGUUUAUUUCCAUUAACUUAUAAUCAUGUUUCAUUUGAAAAGAAAGCAAUUCUUUGGGAAUUAUACAAAUAAUUAUGUGGUGAUGAUACACCUAUGGUAAGAAGAGUAUGUGCAGGAGUAUUAUCUGAUUUAGCUAAAAUGAGAUGUCAACCAUAACAGUUACUUGCUCUUUGGGAAACUUUACUUAAAGAUCCUGCUGAUAGUGUUAAAAUAAAAGCUAUUGAAGGUUCAAAAUAAAUGCUUAAACUUAUUGAUGAUAAUAGUGAAUUAGAAUCUCAUCUUCAUGCCUUUUUUGCAUUAGCAGAUCCUAAAGAAAAAACAUGGAGAGUUAGAUAUACAGUUCCAGAAUGUUUAGAAAGUAUUAUAGAUAUCAUUGUCAAAAUAAGUAAUCAUUUUAAAAUCUAAUCUUUAGAUAAAGACAAAAGUAUUCUAAAAGUUAAAGCUGUACCCGUUUUUCAACUAUUACUUAAAGAUUCAGAACCAGAAGUUAGAUCAAUUACUGUGAUGUCUAUUUAUCAUCUUCUUAAGGAAUUGCCAGUUAAUUUAAAAGAAUCGUUUUUACCAUUUUUCUAAGCUCUUUCAACAGAUACCUCUUAACAUGUAAGAAUGUCAUUAGCUGAAUAAAUUUGCAAAAUAUCUAAAUAAUAUUCAGUUUAAGUUGUAAUACAAACUUUCAUUCCUUUAAUAUCUACUCUCAUUAAAGAUGAUGUUGCAGAAAUCAAAAUUAAAUUGGCUCAUAAUCUAGAUCAAUUAUCUUAAACUAUUGGAGCGGAAAAUUCUAAAAAACAUUUGAUUCCUCUUAUUUCCACAUUUGCAUCUGAAAAAUAAUGGAGAUUCAGACUAGAAAUGAUGUCAAUAAUCCCAAAUCUCUUAAAAGUUGCUGGCUAUGACAGUUUUCUAGAAUUAUAAGAUAUUUAUCUUGAUAAAGGAGUUUUAAAUCAUUAUUAGGCCAUUAGAGAUUAAGCCAUCGAUAAUCUAGUGCCAAUUAAUGAACAUUUUGGUUAUGAAAAAAUUCGAGAUUUCAUUCUCAAAUGUAUUACCAAACAAUUCGAAUAACCAAAUUAUAUAUUUAGAGUCUCUGCUAUGCAUAGUAUUACGAAACUUAGAGAUGUUCUCUCAAUAAAUGAUUUACUUAAUUUAUUCAAGGUAAUUCUUAUUUCUAUUAAAUUUUCUAGGAUAUAGCUUCCAAAUCAAUCUAUGACAGAGUACCUAACGUUAAGUUAAAUAUUUUUAAAUUAUUUACUGCUAUCCAAGAUAAAUUAGAUAUUUAAAUCUAAAAUGAAUUCAAACAUAAAACUAGGUUUCUGUAAGAUGAUGAUGAUAAAGAUGUACAAUUUUUUGCAUCAACAAUUUGA